Molecule: messenger RNA, 669 nt
Organism: Micropterus salmoides (largemouth bass)
Lineage: Eukaryota; Metazoa; Chordata; Actinopteri; Centrarchiformes; Centrarchidae
Product: CD5 antigen-like
Exons: 4
Coding region: 163-669 (168 amino acids)
Cellular component (GO): membrane
Source: RefSeq, a predicted model, not a curated record
UUAGCUUUCUGUUGACAAAUGCCAAAGUGUUGGCAGUCAUGUUAAGCAAGAAACCACACAAAUUCUGAUAAGGAAAUUUAAAGAUGAAGAGGAAACUGCACAUCUGACCGGCAGAAGAGAGCUAUAUAAGAUUAAGCAAGUAAAUGAAGCUAGAAUGCUCAUAUGGACAACACAACAACUGGACAUGGAGCACGUACUGGUGGUGUUCAUGUUGCUCUGGAGCUCAGGUCUCCAGGGGAGGAAGAUCACACUUUUAAAGAGACUGAUGAUAUCCGCUUGGUGGGAGGAUCCAGCCGCUGUUCUGGUUUGCUGCAGGUGAAACGCCAGGGAGCUUGGAGACAGGAGGAUGACCGUGGCUGGGACCUGAAGUUAGCAGAUGAAGUUUGUAGACAUCUGGACUGUGGUUCUGUGGUUCGGGCUUCCUCAAGUUUUCAAAAACCUUCAUGGAGAAUCAAUCCUUCCUGUAUUAAUUUAAAAUCUAGACCGAGGAAAUGUUUGACAAAAAGGUCCUCACAUCUUCUUACCAGUUUGGAGAUCACCUGCUCAGACUCUGUCAGGCUGGUUAAUGGGACUAGUCUGUGUUCAGGCAGACUGGAGGUGAAGUCUAACCAGUGUGGUCCUCAGUGUGUGAAGAUGACUUUAACCAGCAGAUGCAGAGGUGGUCUGUAG